Messenger RNA from Eimeria maxima, 6417 nucleotides. RefSeq lists its product as hypothetical. The transcript has 14 exons. Lineage: Eukaryota; Apicomplexa; Conoidasida; Eucoccidiorida; Eimeriidae. Gene Ontology annotation, cellular component: catalytic step 2 spliceosome. Gene Ontology annotation, molecular function: helicase activity; mRNA binding. The record is from RefSeq and is a predicted model, not a curated record. The coding region runs from base 1 to 6417 and encodes 2138 amino acids.
AUGACAGUCGUUCCGCCCCCUCCAACCCCCUACGGCAGCAGCAACAGCCGCCAGCAGCAGCAGCAGAAUGGGGUUCAUCCCUCCCCACGGCAGGGGCUGGCUGGCCGCAAGGCUGCCCCCCCUAGCGCCUCUCUCACUUUUUCAGAGCUGCAAAACCAUCAGCUGGUGAAGCUGGCAAGACGCACUUGGCUGCAGCAACAGGAGCAGCAGCAGAUUGUACAUGUGGACGCCGGCCCCCACCUUGUGGCUGCUGCAGCGGAAAAGGAAAAAGCAGCAAGAGCGGCAAAAGCUAAAGCCCAAGAUGCCCAUGAGGCCCUCAAAGCCCUCAAAGCCAAAGAACCCGACCAGCAACAACAGAAGGAGUUGCAACGACAGCAGCAGGCCGUGGCUGUGGCGGAGAAGCGUGCUGCUGCUGCUGCUGCUGCUGCUGCUGCUGCAGCAUCAGCAAAGCGGUCGUGGGAAUCACGCGAGGAAGCGAGACGCACCCGAGGCAUUAGCGGCAGCAGCAGCAGCAGCAGCAAGACACCAGCGCUGAUAGCUGAUGUGUAUAGACAGCUGCGGCGGGGGGGAUUCUCUGGAGCUGCCCUGCAGGCACUAGAACAUACGCAUUACCUCGAGGCACUCCUGUGGCCGUCGUUCAACAGCAGACCAGCAGCUGCUGCAGCAGACGGGUCUGGACCAGGAGCAACAAAGGCAGAUGCAGCAGAAGAAGCAUCAUUGGGGGCAGGAACCACUCAGCCUGCUCACUUGCUGAGUAUAUGCGCUUUGCUUGUGAGUUCGGGUGCGAGGGGGGGAGAGAUGUUGCUGCCGCUUCAGCGCCAACCUAGACAGCUGCGUGCUCUGCUGCAACUCGAAGCCCCGAGGGCUCUCUCACAGCAGGAGGAGGAGCAGCAGCAGCAGCAUCAGCAGGAAGAGGACGACGAUCUGCCUGCUGAAUUCCUCGAUGCCAAGGUGAAGGUCCUCUUCUAUAGGCUCUCCAUGCUCCUCGCAACCUCUCAGCUACCAAACAAGCAACAGCGACAAGAACAACAGCAGCAGUCGCAGGGUGAAGGUGACACGGAGAACGAGGACAGCGCGGUUAUCGAGGCGCCAAAUGGCGGCAGCAGCAACAACAGCAGCGGGAAACCGGUGUAUGGGAGCGACAGUCGGAGACAACCUCCUUUGGGGGACUGUGUGGUGGUCUUGUCUGCUGAGGAGCAGCAGCUGCUGCUGACGUUCUUUGUGCGUGCCUUUCAAGGCCUAGAAAAUGGUCUGUUGCGGCGGCUUUGUCUUGCCGUCUGUGGCCCCUGCUGCUUCGCGAGGCUGCCCAAGUCUGCGCUGCAGCAGCUUCUGCAACGCAGCGCUGCAGCAGCGCUGCUGUGGAAGCGUGCGCAGAAACGACUUAUGCCGCUGCACCAGGCAGCAGCUGCUGCUGCGGCUGGUGGCUCCGCUGCAGAGAUUGUGGAGCCCGAGCAGCGGGAGCAGCUGCAGCAGAUAAUGCUAGAUCGAGAUUUUAUGUUCGUCCUCAUGAGAAAAUUUGUUAUCCUAGCUGAGGACGAAUGCGGGGCUUAUGGGCGCAAUGAGGUUCCGCUGUCUCUAGUUUUAUUGUUAGAGAGGAUGCUGGAGCUGUUUGUUGAUCUCCUGGCGCAACUUCCAACACGCCGCUGUUUGCUGCCGCUGCUACAACAGCAGCAGCUGGCCGUCCGGGCCGAGCGCAGCGCAGCAGCGGCAGCAACAGAGGCAGGGGUGCUGAGGCAGCUGCUGCAGCAACUUUUCUUCUACGAGCGCUUCGAGAUUGAUGAUGACACAGGCCGUCCGCUUGGGGCUACCGCCUGUACAGCCCGCCACUACGAUCGGGUUGAGGCCUUUCAGCGGCGCUGCUUCGAGCUGGGAGGAGGAGGAGCAGUAGCAGCAGCAACAACGCCUGCAGCAAAUGCUGCUCUUGCAGACGCAGCGCUGCAGCCAAUAUCGUCCAUCGAUGAUUGGCGGCGGCUGCAGCAGCUGCUGCAGCAGCAAGAGCUGCUCACGCUGCUCGACUUGUGCGUACACCUCCACCUGUUGGACCCUCUGCAGCUGCCCGGUGUUGCGGAGCCGCCGGCUGAGGCAGCAGCAGCAGCGGCAGCAGCAGCAGCCGCGGGCGCGCGACAGCUCGCAGCAGCUGCUGCAGACAGCCGCAAACGCAGCAAGAAUUGGGUGCGUGAGCACCUCGUUGCAGUGCUAGUUAGGGCACUCCAGAGAGAGGCAGAUCAGCUCCAGCAGAUCAACAGUCAGCCAAUCUACCCAGAUGAACUCGAACUGUGGAAUGAAGUGGUGCUGCCGCCGCAGCAGCAGCAGCAACAGCAACUGCAGCAGCAGUCCCUCGCCCUCCCCAAACUCAAUCUCCAAUUCUUGACAGUCCACGACUACUUGCUCCGGAACUUCCGCCUCUUCAGGUUGGAGUCAAUCUACGAAAUAAAAGAAGAAAUAGAAGACGCCCUUUGGCGCCUCAGACCCAAGAGAAAGCUUUCAACAAAUGCGGUUGCUUCUGCUUAUCCAGCAGGAGCAGGGGAGGAGGACCUGCUGCUGCAGCAGCCCGAAGCAGCAGAGUACUUGGGAGGAGAAACCGUCUUCGAAGGCUCCUGCAGAAUGGCACUCAAACUUGAACGGUUUACAGUCGUAUCCGUGGAACCUCCUAAGGUAGGAGAGCAGUUUCCUGCUGCAGUGCACGCAGAGCUGGUGUACGACUUGGGAGGCUGCGCCUCCCAAGUGCGAAGCGAAUGGGAUGCGCUGGGCAAGCAUGACGUCGUCUUCUGCUUGUCAGUCGCGCCUCCGCUGCAGCCGCUGCAGCAACACCCUGAAGGGCUGCCUGCGGCAACAGUGCGCGAAGGCUUCGGAAUCAUGGCUGUCAGGGGUGCGGAAGUGGUGGAAGUCCUUGACCAAGAAGGCGUGUGCAUCUCCGAACCAAAUCCUCUCAAUCCUCACAAGCCCGUGGGGACGUCGCGGACGAUGCGGGUCUUGCUGGACAGCUGCGCAUACACCCGAGACUUGCAAGACUUGAAGGAGGGCGGGGUGUCUGCACUGCAUGCACAGAUGAACGUGUUGCUGCGUCGCAGUGCUCGUCAGAACAACUUCAAAGGCGUGCUGGAAACGAUUCGUUGUCUGAUGAACAACACCGAGGACUUGUUAGUCCCUCCGUGGCUGCAAGACAUCUUCCUGGGCUACGGCGAACCCUCGGGCUGUCUGUAUACCCGGCUUGACAGUCGCCUACCGUUGCUCGACCUUCGCGACACCUUCCUAGACUUGCAGCACAUCAAGGAAUCAUUUCCCUUCGCUGCCAGCCUCCAGCUGCCUCCUGAACAAGUUGAACCCGCCAAACCCCCCUACUACAAACUCGAAUUUACACUCCCAAACGGCAGCAACAAACCCUCGUCAACUUCCGAUGCUGCAGACCCUGCUGCUGCUGCUGUGGGGAUCGACCCGCUUGAUGCCACGCGGUCUCAUAUUGCGGUGUCGCGCUACACCUUGUCGAGCUAUGGGCCGUACAAGGAAUGUGAACGCAAGAGAAACAAAAUUAGAUUUACCCCCGCCCAAGUGCGCGCGCUGGUUUCGGGGCUGCAGCCGGGGUUGACUCUGAUUUUGGGACCACCAGGGAGUGGCAAGACUGACACAGCAGCGCAGCUGGCGAGUUUGUUGUACCAUGCAAACCCCAACGAAAGAACAGUGCUGGUUGCGCAUUCCAAUGCAGCGCUUAACGACCUCUUCAGGAAGGUAGCUGCCCUGGAUGUCGACGAGACGCGCCUUCUUCGGCUUGGUAGGGGCUCGGCGGACCUCCAGCAGCAGCAACGCACACUCUGGCAGCAGCAGCAGCAGCAACGCGACGACCUGCUUCUGCCCCUAGAAGGCUGCGACGACGUCGAAGACUUUUCCUUCUCGAAGCACGGCAGAGUCAAUAAGGUGCUCGAGAGAAGAAGGCAUCUGCUGCAACAGGUUGCAAAACUCGGCGAAUGCAUUGAGGGGGAACUUGCUGCUGCUGCAGCGGCAGCUGCGGCUGCUGCUGCUGCUGGUAACAGCAAAAGCUCAGCACCUCCUGUUUCUGUAUCUGUGGGAGACGUCAGCUCCAGCUGUGAAGCAGCACUGCAGUUCUUCCGCUACCACAUUGAGUUCAGAAAGGAAAGAUACACAGCAGUACUAGACAAUAUCAGGCGGCUGCAGCAGCAGCAAGAACAGCAGCAAGAUGCAGUACGCAAGAAGGUGGAGGCAGCAAUCGAACGGUACGAACAAGAAAGAGGUAGCAGAAUACUCAUUAUGCUCCCAAUCAGCCUCAAAAAGCCAAGCCCAGGAAUCCAACAGGAACAGCAGCAGCAGCAGGGUGAACAAGGGGGCAAGCGUCUAACCGCAGCACCUGCGGGGAACAGCCGUAAGAAACGCAGGCAACAAAACCAGGCGGAAGUGGGGAAUGAGCAGCAAUCGGCCGAUCAGCAGAAUGAGGAACAAGAAGAGGAAGAGGAAGAGGAGCAUCAGCAACAGCAGCUGGAGAGUGAAGCAGAAACGCAGGAGUUUGGCGAGAAGUCUUCAGUACCAGAAGCUCUUUUUGCUGUUGAUGUAGCGACAGCACACUACGAGUACGGGAAGAGUUUCGAGGAGUUACUGUUCCCGUUCACCUCCUUCUUCAGCGACGCACCGCAGCCGCUCUUUCCAGGAGAAGCAGCAGCAGACGCAGCAGUUGCGGAGAGUUGCUUCCGGUACAUGGACCAGAUGCAGCAGCAGCUCCAGGACUACAGGGCAUUCGAACUUCUCAGAACUGCUGGAGACAGAGCAGACUUCCUUUUGACGACCCAUGCGCGGAUGGUGGCGAUGACGUGCACGCAUGCGGCGAUAACGCGGGAGCGUUUGGUGGAGUUGAAUUUUACUUUUGACUCGUUGAUUAUUGAAGAAGCCGCUCAAAUUCUGGAAGUUGAGACCUUCAUCCCGAUGCUGCUGCAGAAAGCAGCCGAUAAAGCCACGCGAUUGAAACGCGUCGUGCUGCUGGGGGACCACCACCAGCUUCCCCCCAUUGUCAAACACAUGAGUCUGCAACGCUUCUCUCACCUGGACCAGUCACUGUACGAGCGCUUUGUGCGCCUGGGGGUUCCUUGCAUAACUCUGGAUGGGCAGGGUCGAGCGCGUCCUGCGUUGGGGCGUCUGUACAGCUGGAAAUAUCCUUCUUUGAAGGACUUGCCGGUGGUGCAGAAUAGUGCUAUCUUCCGAGCACCCAACCCUGGACUGUCAUUUGUCUGUCAGUUCAUUGACGUGCCUCCUUACAAAGGACGAGGAGAGAGUUGCCCUCUACCACACUUUUAUCAGAACUUGGGAGAGGCAGAGUACCUUGUAGCGCUGUACAUACAUCUCAGACUCCUCGGAUACCCCCGCGAGCGCCUCGUCGUCCUCACCACUUAUAACGGCCAGCUCGCUCUUCUUCAAGACGUGCUGCAGCAGAAAUGCGCCUGGAAUCCCGUCAUCGGACUCCCACGGGCUUUUUUCCAAUAUGUCCCCGUUGUCAAUUGCAUUCGCUGCCUUUCGUUUGCCUUUGAUCGUUUACUUUUCUUUGGCCCUCUGUGGGUUGAGGAGGGACUGUUUGUGUCUGUUUGCUCUGGUUUUGCAUUCAUGUCUUCUAUGCUCUUUUACCUGUCAUCAUUUCUUUCUUUCUUUCCCCCUGCAGAUGUUCUUUUGUCUCUCGUACGCACAAAUCGCGUCGGCCAUCUACGAGACGUCCGCCGCCUCAUCGUCGCCGUCAGCAGAGCCAGACUCGGUUUAUACGUCUUCGGCUGCUGGCCGCUGUUCAGCAACUGUGUUGAGCUGCUGCCUGUCUUCCGUCGGUUUGCUCAACAGCCACUGCAGUUGUCGCUGCAUUUGGAAGAGACCGACUUUAGAGAGACUCUCCGACUUCACACGGAGGCAUUUGACAAUCAAAAGCAGCCGCCACCUCGGGGUCCUGUUACAUACAUCAGUGGAGUGGACGAGAUGCAGCAGUUAGUACAGCAGCAUGCGGCGCGCCGAGUUGCUGCUUUGAAACAGCAGCUGCUGCAGCAACCGCAGCAGCCGCUGAUCCGUCCGCAGCAGCUGGAAGCGGCGGCAGCAGCAGAAGCAGCUCGACUUGCUGCGCUAGAACCCGACAGUGAGCGCCGCCCGCUGCCUGGCUUGCAAGGAUUCUUGGGGCCGCAGGGGCCUCAGCAACUCCCAGAUGAUAACAGCACUGCUGCUGCUGCAUCGGCAACAAGUGUUGCUGUAAAUGCUCCAGCAGCCCCAGCAGAUGGAUCUAGCGAUGGGGGAGAAGGAUGCGGAGAGGAAGAAGCAAAGCAAGGGAAGGACAGCGAGACAGAGGCAAGGACAGAAGCAGUACGAGAAGGGGACGCUGGCUCAGACACCCAACCACUGUCUAACUCAACAGACGAAGAGACUAAAGGGCACCCUCAAGAGUAG